CAAAUCUGUGAACUAUAGUGAACCACACGGAGUUACUGAACUAUGGCACACUGAUUCAAUUUAUUUAGUUCACUUAAGAGUCAACUCUUCAUUUCGACUCGCUCACGAAUUAUCCAUCCCUAUCACAAAAUAGAUUAAAUUUAAUUUAAUCUAUUCUGUGGUAUGAGAAUAAUGCCAAAAUGAAGUGGAUAACCCAUAGAAAAGAGAUAUCGUUUGGCGGAUUUUCCGAAAUGAUAUCACUGAAUAGAUUUAGCACGGAAUAAAGUGGUUAAAAAAUUUUAUAUUUCAGUCUAUUUCGUGACCAUUCCACGGUCAUAAUAUUAUUCGAGGAAGUCAAACAAUCUGUACUCUGUUGUUAUAUUCACUAAUUGCAGUACAUAUGUUGCAGCCUUUAACUGCUGGAAACUUGCCGUAUGACUUAAAACGCUUUUCGUGGGUUGCUCAACUCGCAGAUCGAUUCAAUCAUGACUACCCUCUACGAAAAAUUGAUGAAAAACAUGAAUUCGCCGAUUCGAUAUCACAAAAUCGUCGCUGAGGGUUUAGACCUGGACUAUUAUGAAAGAUUUUUGACUGGCCCUGAAAGCAGUGCGCUAAUGGAGUACAUGGAGAACAAUGUGUGUUACUUGGAUGGCCGAUUGACUCAAGUGAAAGUUUUCGGACAAUACUACCCGAUACCCAGGCAACAGGUCGCAUUUGGCGACGAGGGUGUGUCUUAUAAGUUUUCUGGUACAAACGUGCCAGCUUUACCAUGGCCACAACCGUUGUUUGAGCUGAAGAAUAAAAUAUGUGUUGCCAGAGGAGUCGAUUACAAUUUCGUACUUGUCAACAGGUACAGGAAUGGUGAAGAUCAUAUGGGUGAGCAUCGAGAUGAUGAAAUUGAAUUGGAUAAAAUGGUACCCAUCGCGUCAGUGUCUUUAGGACAAACAAGGAAAUUUGUGUUCAAACAUACUGAUGUUCGAAAGAAAUUAAGACAGAUUGAAUCUGUCAAAUUAGAUUUACAUAAUGGCAGUCUUUUAAUGAUGAAUUGGCCAACCAAUGAAUAUUGGUAUCAUUCGAUUCCUAAAGAAAUAAAAGCUAAUAAUGUUAGACUGAAUUUUACAUUCCGUAAAAUUAAAUGAUUUAAAUUUUUUUCUUAUUACGAUGAAGGUAAUCUUAUGAAUAUAGCUAAUGUAAAUCAUCUUG
Molecule: messenger RNA, 1182 nt
Organism: Sipha flava (yellow sugarcane aphid)
Lineage: Eukaryota; Metazoa; Arthropoda; Insecta; Hemiptera; Aphididae
Product: DNA oxidative demethylase ALKBH2-like
Exons: 2
Coding region: 465-1118 (217 amino acids)
Biological process (GO): DNA repair
Source: RefSeq, a predicted model, not a curated record